Messenger RNA from Penicillium nucicola, 2808 nucleotides. Its product is annotated as putative mucin family signaling protein Msb2. The coding region runs from base 1 to 2808 and encodes 935 amino acids. Gene Ontology annotation, biological process: establishment of cell polarity; fungal-type cell wall organization; signal transduction involved in filamentous growth. The record is from RefSeq and is a predicted model, not a curated record. Lineage: Eukaryota; Fungi; Ascomycota; Eurotiomycetes; Eurotiales; Aspergillaceae. Gene Ontology annotation, molecular function: osmosensor activity. The transcript has a single exon. Gene Ontology annotation, cellular component: cell surface; plasma membrane; extracellular region.
AUGCGUCCCGACGCCAUUUCUCUUCUUGCGGCUUUCCUCGCUGUGGGAGGUCUUGAGGUGGUGGCUGCCCAGAAUGCUGCCGACGCGCACGUGGAACGACCGCGUUGGUAUUUCCCUCGUGAGGUGAAGCGAACGAUCCGCAACAACCGCAACUUCAACCCCGACCCAGAAUCCCUCAUCGACAGCGUUUUCGAGAACCUUGUAACCCAAGGCUCUACCGCUCAGCCCGAGAUUACUCCUACACCAGAACCCUCGUCCACACCAGCCGCGGUUCAGUCUCAAAAGGGAGAGGAAGUUGUCGUCGUUACCAUCUCUGUCGACCCCAAGAACCCUGAGAUUACCCACCGGAUUACCGGCACAACAACAAUUGGUGGUGAGCCAACUGCGACUACAACUACAACCACCAAGAAGACCGAUGGAGCAAGCUCAGAUAACGUCGUUCAAAAGAGUUCCGAGGUUUCCCCUAGUGUCGACACAACGAGCCAGCAGAAGGCUGCCACCGAGUCCUCGGUUACCACGACCUCUCCAUCGACUGCAGCUUCCUCUAACGGUGGUGUUAUUGGCGCAGUAGGCUCAGGUCUGUCUUCACUCGGAGAUGACCUUGGCCUCGGUGCUUCAACUACCACCUCCGCUGCUGUGAUCCCGGCUGCUACUACCGAUUCAUCGGUCCAGGCCUCUACUACACCCUCUACCACCGCUACUACCACCGCUGAAUCUUCUUCCAACGGCGGUAUCGUUGGUGCGGUUGGCUCUGGUCUGUCUUCUCUUGGAGAUGACCUUGGCCUGGGUGUCUCGACCAGCAGCUCUACUUCUGCAACCCCGGUCGUCACUGCCUCUACCACGGCCUCUCCAUCGACUGCAGCUUCAUCCAACGGCGGCAUCAUCGGUGCAGUAGGCUCUGGUCUGUCUUCGCUCGGAGAUGAUCUCGGCCUGGGUGCUUCAACCAGCAUCUCUGCUUCUGCAACCCCGGUUGCCAAUGCCUCUACCACGGCCUCGCCAUCGACUGCAGCUUCAUCUAACGGUGGCAUCAUCGGUGCGGUUGGCUCUGGUCUGUCUUCGCUCGGAGAUGAUCUCGGCCUAGGUGCUUCAACCAGUAUCUCCGCUUCUGCAACCCCGGUUACUAAUGCCUCUACCCUGGCCUCUCCUUCGAGUGCAGCUUCAUCCAACGGUGGCAUCAUCGGUGCAGUUGGCUCUGGUCUGUCUUCACUUGGGGAUGACCUUGGUCUUGGUGCCUCGACCAGCAUGCUCGCUUCUGCAACUCCCAGUGCCAGCAGCCCCAAGGAAAGCUCGACCACAAGCUCAGGAACUGACCUCAUUGGUAUGCUACUGGGUGACAACUCUUCCAGUAACAACACCAUUGCCACUGCAUCUACCUCUAGUAUGCUGCCUACAAUCCCAGUCAGUGUCCCGGCCUCUACCACUGCCUCAGUCUCGGCUUCGACCACUCCUACCUCCUCUGGCGAUUUCAUUGGUGGUGUUGUGUCCGGUGUGGAUUCUCUGCUCGGUAUCACCCCCACAGGAACCGGUAGCACUGCCUUGAUCCCGACUGCCUCGAUGCCCGCCGGCAGUCUUUUGCCAACUAAGUCGACUGCCCUCAUUCCUGGAUUCGGUACCACUACCAGUGGAGGUGUGCCAACCCCGACCAACUCCAUUGGAUCGAUUCCCGUUCCGCACUCGCCUGGCGUGGACUCUACCUCUGAGUCUGCUACUGCUUCUGUCCCUGGCAGUGGCACCACCAGCGGUUUCGUUCCUGGCAGCGGCUCCAACGAGACCCCCAAGGUUCCAACACCGACUUCACACCCUGCCUCCACUCCUCUUCCUCAGACGACCGAGGUGAGCACGACCCAGACCGCAGUGGAGCCCCAGACCACCUCAACCGAGACUCCCUUGCCAUCCACCUCCAACGAUAAUGACUGGAUGCCAUCCACCAUUCUGAUCAUGCCUACCGUCGCGACAACCCACACUACAACUUCUGGUCAGACCGACAAGCCCCAAGCAACUUCCCUCCCUGGAUCCAUCACACCAUCGAACGAGGUUACCGAGGCUCCAUCUGACUCGACUCUGCUCCAGUUGGGUUUCAACGGCCAGCUGCCGUGGUCUUUCGUGGCAACAACUCCUCUAUCGUCGUCCCAGAUCUUCAACUAUACCCCGCAGGCCAUCGGUUACGCUUUGCCUACUCUCGCUGGCAAGGACUAUCCCGUCAUGUUCUCACUGGAGCCUUACUAUAACUGGCAAGCUACCGGUUACAACGCCACUCUGGCUAUUUUCUACUUCCCUCGUGAUAAGGUUGAGGCAUUGAGAGCUCUGAAAGUCAACCCCAACUCUGCUCUCUACAACCAGGCUAGUGAAUCUAUCCAGUCAUUGAUGAGCAUGGUUGACCCCACUAUCCCCCUGGAAUUCUCUGGCAACUACCCUUCCAGCAGCGGCGGAUCGAAUUCUGGAAACACCGACGGCGGCAAUGAUGGUGGCAGCGACGGUGGCAGCAACAGCAACAACAACAACAGUGAUGGAUCCGCUAGCAGCUCCAAGACGAAGGCCAGCUCCGUUGGAAUUGGUGUCGGCGUCGUGGCCGGUGCCGCCGCUUAUGGUGCUGGUAUGUUCUGGGUUGCUCGUCGUUACCGCAAGAGAAAGCAGCUGCACCAGCGCUCUAGCUCUACCGUUGAGCAGAUGAGCCAGGGUGCUUCCGCAGCCGGCUCAGUUUUCGCAGCUGGUGGCCGCACAUCCCCCAGCCAGAACAGCCGUGGUACUGCUCGCUCUCAAAUGAUCAGUGCCCCUGUUAUGGCCGAAAACUCCUUGGGAUGGAACUAG